Engraulis encrasicolus (European anchovy) is the source of this 3099-nucleotide messenger RNA. It is a transcript of the gene pdzrn4, whose product is annotated as PDZ domain containing ring finger 4. The coding region runs from base 210 to 2900 and encodes 896 amino acids. Gene Ontology annotation, molecular function: protein binding. The transcript has 8 exons. Lineage: Eukaryota; Metazoa; Chordata; Actinopteri; Clupeiformes; Engraulidae. The record is from RefSeq and is a predicted model, not a curated record.
UGGUUUUUCUGAACUAGACACCUGGCCGCGGAUUGAUGGACUGAUGAGAGACAGCGGACUGGUGUGGCGGGUGAGCCCCCAGCGAUCGUCAUCAGCAGCAGCAGCCAGGUGCAGGAGAAGGGGAAGCCUCCUCCUCGCAGUAGUGGACGCCCCGCCAGCGUGACAGCCAGGGUGACACACGGACACACCGCAGGGGCACCCACACAAGGAUGGGCUGCAAUUUGUGCACUUUGCAGAAGAGAGAGGAACACUACAAGCUGCUGUAUGAGAUCGCGCAGGUGAAUGGGAAGGACCUGUCCCGUGCCAGCCAUGAGGAGGCAGUGGAGGCGUUCCGCAGUGCCAAGGACCCCAUCGUGGUGCAGGUGCUGCGGCGGAACCCGGUACCGCGGGGCCACGGGGGCGCGGGCCAGGACGUGCAGCUGGUGGAUGUGUGCACGCAGACGGAGAUCACCUUCGAGCACAUCAUGGCGCUCGCCAAGCUGCGGCCCACCACGCCACCCGUGCCUGACAUCUGCCCCUUCCUGCUCUCAGACAGCUGCCAGUCUCUGCACGCCAUGGAGCAGGAGUUCUACGAGGGCUCAGAGUACCUCUCCAACAUGGCGGCCGACGUGGAGAGGACGGACGACUUCGAGUGUGAGGAGGUGGAGCUGUGUCGCCUGAGCAGUCAGGAGAAACUGGGGCUGACGUUAUGCUAUAGGACAGAUGAGGAGGAUGACAAUGCCAUCUACGUCAGCGAGGUUGGUCCAAACAGUAUCGCUGCAAGAGACGGUCGCAUACGAGAAGGGGACCGUAUCUUACAGAUUAAUGGUCAGGAUGUGCAGGACCGUGAGGAGGCGGUGGCGGCGCUCUCCAGUGAAGACUGCAGGAACAUCCUGCUGCUGGUGGCCAGGCCGGGCCUACAGAUGGAGGACGGCUGGCUGGAUGAUGAGCACAGCGAAUUCCUGGAGGAGUUGAAGAUGGAGAUGCUGGAGGAGCAGAGGAGAGAGGAGGAGGAGAUGGAGAGGCAAGCUAACCUGCAGGAACAGCCCAGGAAGCGAGCGGAGGGUGACAUCAUGAGCGGCGGUGACACGGCCACCUGUUCCUCCUCCCUGUUCCAGGACAAGGACAGCGGGCUGGGCCACGGCCACCGCUCCGCCGACCUCAGCUCCGAGCAGGAGAUGCUGGCCCACAUCCAGAAGAGGCUCUCCCAGUGCCUCAGGGAGCGCCGCGAGGCCUGCCACCCCAGCGAGGUGGCCACCUCAGGGAUGGGGAGCGUAGGCAGCAGCCCCAGCCGACUCCUGGGUAGUGGCUCAAGCGGUGGUGUCGGUGUCGGUAUCGGUGGAGGGGAGUGUGGUGGUGGCAGCAGCAGCUGGGACGAACCCAGCGGCUCGACGACGACAACGACCAUGGUGGAGGGCGAUCGCUUCCAGCAGCUCCUGGAGCUCAAGUGCCAGAUCCGCAACAGCGGCGAGUACGACCUGUUCUACAGCCGCAGCAGCACCAUCGAGUGCAGCCUGACGGAGGGGCCGGGCAGCGGUCCGGGGGACGGCGUGGAGCGCGAGCUGCGCAUGCUCAAUGAGGAGCUGCGCAGCAUCGAGCUGGAGUGCCAGAACAUCAUGCAAGCGCACCAGCUGCGCAAGCGCGAGCCAUGGCAGACGCCGGUCAAGGAGCAGCAGGGAGGGAGCCGCAGCGUUAACGGCAGCCCUCGGAAAAACUACCAGAACCAUAGCCAGGCGGGGUCCAGCAGCAGCAACGGUGGCAUGCUGGCCGGCAAGUUGGCCGACAUCAACGAGCAUCCGGAGAAGUCGGACAAGGACAGCUCCAGCGCCUACAACACGGCCGAGAGCUCACGCAGCACGCCACUGGCCAUGGACCGCUCGCCCGAGCACUCGCUGCAGAGACUAGUCAGCCUGACCAACCAGCGCAACCUCCGUAGCAGCAUGACCUCCACCUCUGCCACGACCUCCACGGGUAUCGCGGGGCGCUCUCCCGCCUCGCUGUUCUGUUCCCCGGUCCGGCGGGCCCCCAGCGGCAGCCCCGACCACAGCAACCCGUCCGAGUCGGAGCAGACGCCUCCGCCGGCGGAUGACGAAGCUUCUCCGCUCCGUAACCAACAACAGAACCAGCAGCAGAAGGCUCUCCGGCCCUCGCGCAUCCCGUACUUCUCCCCCAGCCACAGCGCCCCCUACAGGCACCCCAACAUCCCAGCACACGCCCGCCACUACCAGAGCUACAUGCACCUGGUGCAGCAGCACUCGGCGGUGGAGUACGCCCAGAGCCAGCUCAGCCUCUUCAGCAUGUGCCCCGAGCCCCAGACCACGUCCUCCUUACCCCAGCAGCCGUCCUGCUCCACCUCCUCCGCACUACAGGCGGUGGCCGCAGCAGCUGCCGCCGCCGGCGGAGACCCCAAGCUGGAGUGGAAGGUGAAGGUGCGGAGCGACGGCACCAGGUACAUCACCAAGAGACCCGUGCGAGAUCGCCUCCUGCGGGAGAGGGCGCUGAAGAUCAAAGAGGAGCGCAGCGGCGGCAUGACCACGGACGACGACGCCAUGAGCGAGAUGAAGAUGGGCCGCUACUGGAGCAAAGAGGAGCGCAAGCAGCAGCUGCUGAGGGCCAAGGAGCAGCGGAGGCGGCGCGAGUUCAUGCAGCGCAGCCGGCUGGAGUGUCUCAGAGAGCACCCCCAGAGCGGAGGGGAGGGGACGUCCGGGUCCGGGCCGGGAGGUCAGGGCCAGGGGGGGUCGGGCUCGUCGCCCCGCAAGGAGGUGAGCAUCAUCGAGCUGAGCCACCGCAAGAUGAUGAAGAAGCGCAACAAGAAGAUCUUGGACAACUGGAUGACCAUCCAGGAACUCAUGACCCACGGGGCCAAAGCGCCCGAGGGAGCCAAAGUCCACAAUGCCUUCCUGUCCGUCACCACUGUAUAGAGACACUGUACAAAGCAAAACCACCAAUACUAAAGGACUAAGACAGAUAAACAGAUCAAGAGACAAGAAAGCGUAAAACUCAGCCUCUUACCCCAUGUGGUAUUUAUCUACUUUGCCUCGUUCAAUGUGGCAUUUUUAUGUGGAGAUGAAAAAAAAAGAGACUAGAAAAAGAAAACUAUUUUUCACACUUUGUAACCUA